UUUGUCCAUUUGAAUUUUGGUCAAAUUCGGUCACAUUCUCACCGGUCACCGCAUUUUUUGGCCUUUUUGAAGAGCCGUGCAGAUUUAAGAUGAGUAACUACGUCUGCCUGCACCAGGAGGGCGUCAGCAGCAUUCCCAAGCUGAUCGAGAAGGCCUACGCGAACAACUACAAUGUGGUCGCCACCUCCAUCAACGCCAACAUGGUGCCAUUCGAACCGGACGAGUCGGAUCCCACAUAUCCGGCCACUAUUCUCAGCGCCGUGGACUGGAAUUCCAAGGUGAUAUUCACCCUGUCCGACGUGGAUGUGGACUCACCGAACGCCAAGCUGCGCCAGCAUGCCAAGGAGGUGCUCCUGCGGGACGUGGCCUGGGCCGAGCACCUGCAGAACGUGGGCAGCGUGAUGGUGCGACUGCGCGGUCCGGAAAACGAGAAUCUGGCGGCCAUUGUGCAGACCAAAACGAAGGGCAACUGGUUCAUACAGGUGCCCAUCACUAAUCCCGAGCUGGCCACCUUCGAGCACCGCAAAGAUGCCUCAGCCGAGGAUGUGGCUCUCGCGGAACAGAAUGACCCAUGGAACUGGUGGAACAAGCUACGAUUCGCAGUCAAACAAAGCACCAAAGUCAAGGUUGUAAUAGAGUUGAACGAUUCGGAUCGACCGAGCAAGGAAACAGUGCGUCGCUGGUUGGGCGAGCCCAUCGAGGCCAUCAUCAUUCCAUCCUCCCUAUUCGUGAGAAAUCGCUCCAACUACUGCGUGCUGAAGAAGGAGUGGCAGGUCAUCAUCGGGCACUUCAUCUCUGUGAGAGCCAACAUCAUCAUCUCCACGAAUCCCACCGAUAAGGCUCUGUCCCAGUAUGCAGAUUAUCUGAAGAAGUUAAUUAGUGAGAACUGCGAUACACACGAGCUUAACAGCUAUGAAAACAUGCUGGAGAUCCCACUGCAGCCACUCUGCGAGAAUCUAGACAGCUAUACAUAUGAAGUAUUUGAAACUGAUCCUGUCAAAUACAAACUUUAUCAGGACGCAGUACAGGCGGCUUUGUUAGAUCGAGUGAGCGAUGAAGAGGCCAAAACCAAGUUGACAGUGGUGAUGUUGCUGGGUGGAGGACGCGGUCCUCUUGCGCGGGCUGUGUUCAAUGCAGCUGAAUUGACAAAGCGCCAAGUGCGGCUAUACAUCAUAGAGAAGAAUUCCAAUGCCAUCCGGACGCUCUCCAAUAUGGUUAAAACGCUUUGGGCCAACAAAGAUGUGCACAUUUUUUCCAAGGACAUGCGCGACUUUUCGCCUCCCGAGCUGGCUGACAUUAUGGUAUCCGAAUUACUUGGUUCCUUUGGCGAUAACGAACUUUCGCCAGAAUGCCUUGAUGGAGCUUUGAAGCUGCUCAAGCCGGAUGGUAUAAGCAUUCCUUACAAGUCCACGUCGUACAUUAAUCCCCUGAUGUCUGCGGUGCUGCACCAAAAUGUCAGUCAAUUAGUAUCCACUGUGCCUGCCUUUGACUACGGCUAUGUGUCGCUACUGAAGAAUAUUUACCACAUUGAUGAGCCACAGGCUUUGUUUGAAUUCACGCAUCCCAAUCGGGCGGAGAAGAUAGACAAUACUCGAUGUAAGGUGCUCACGUUUACUAUCAAAAAGGAUUGUGUGCUUCACGGAAUCGGGGGAUACUUUGAUACUCAUUUGUACAAGGACAUCUGUCUGAGCAUCAACCCGCUGACGCACACGGCGGGAAUGUUUUCCUGGUUCCCCAUGUUUUUCCCCACGCGACCAAGGACUCUUAAGGAAGGACAGAACAUAAACAUCAAGUUCUGGCGCUGCGUAGAUGCAAACAAAGUGUGGUACGAGUGGCAGGUAAUCACCGACUCCAAGGAAUGGGAGCACCACAAUAUUUGUGGCACUGGCUACAACAUGCGACUGUAGCAGUAGGCGAUGCCAUACCUCGUAGCCAAAUGAUCCUCAAUACUUUUUUUGAACUGGAAAUAGAAUCAAACCCAAGCGACCUUAA
This is a messenger RNA of Drosophila rhopaloa, 1992 nucleotides long. It is a transcript of the gene csul, whose product is annotated as protein arginine N-methyltransferase 5. Gene Ontology annotation, cellular component: cytosol; nucleus. NCBI's taxonomy places the organism in Eukaryota, Metazoa, Arthropoda, Insecta, Diptera, Drosophilidae. The coding region runs from base 90 to 1907 and encodes 605 amino acids. The transcript has 6 exons. Gene Ontology annotation, biological process: peptidyl-arginine N-methylation; regulation of DNA-templated transcription. The record is from RefSeq and is a predicted model, not a curated record.